GCCCUACCCCCGGUCUCGCCGGCCUUGUCAUGGUCAAAGGAAAACACUGUCUUCGCUAUGCAAACAGCGAGAGUUUUUCUGCAAGUAAAAAAACUACCAGUUUAUCUGCCAGUAUUAUCGACUUUUUUUACUUGUCGGUUUUUGACGUCGCAAGGCUGCAUACUCGUACACAUCAAGCCAAUGUCAACACAACGUCACAUGUUCUUGUUAUUACAACAACUACUAGGUUGCAUUGCGCGCUUGGAGUAAUUACGAGUACAACGCCCGGCAUGAUCUCAGUGUUUCUUCCUUUUUAUUCCUUUUUUUACCCCCUAUCAGUAAUUGUAGUAUAUUGAGAAUGAAAAUUUUAGCACCUUUUGCUAACUGUCACAUACCUAAACUUUUAAAAAACCCUUGGCAGCAUCUUUCUCGAUUCUCCUAUCAUUCACAGAAAGAUCUAUUUAAUACUUCUUUGCACAGGGUAAUUUUUUGCAUUAAUGCAGGGCAAAUUUUGACGGUGUUUUGAAAUCCGAUGUCGUAAAAUAAUACAAGCCAAUAAAAGUGCUCGAAUAAGCGAAGAAUUGUUCGAAAGUGAUUGUUAGGAACGUAGAAAUGAAGAAAUGAAACCAUGAAAUAAAGUGGUGGAGUUGUGGACACCGAUCUGAACAUGAUGUCCUCCAAUUCUAAAAAAUGUUAUAAUAUCCAAAGAAAACUUUCGCUCUUUGUUAAUUAUUUACUGCUUAUUUCGAGAUAGCAAAUGAUAUUUCUAGUUUUGUAUCAAUCAUUGUGCGACGGAUUGACAGUAAAAUGAAUUUCCCCAUUGGUGGAAAAACUUUUUGCAGUAUGAAGAGCCACUCAAAGAAUCAGAACCAACGAUGGAUAAAUUGAAGAAGCGUUAUAAUAGGAACGCAAAAAGCCAAUUUCAAGCGUUUCCGAACAUCGGACAGUAGAAAAUGAACUUAUUCAACCGCUUAUGAACUGCCUAUAAGGCAAUGAUGGUAGCUGCUGGAGCAUCCAUAGAAAGUAGCUUCUGGGUACGAAACAUACAAAAUCACAAAAGAAAAUCAACAUUUUCAACAAGUACAGUAUUCCAUGAUAUUUACUUCUGUUGCCCUGUCCGCUGUUCUACCAGACCAGAAGUACGUCUAAAGGCUGCCAAACCACAGUCUCUGCUUAAGUUUUUUUGGGUCAAUCACACUAUUGCUGAGAUGUUUUCAAGGAUUCUUUAUACUUGCAAACUAAAAGCACUUUUGGGAGAUUCUAUUGUAUAGCAUUAGCAGGCUCUCUUGUAUUGGUAGAUCAGUCUGCUGUUGAAGUUCUCCGUAUAAAUUGAUCAUUCUUCAGUGUUAUGAAUGCUUCUGUUGUAGCUAUAGUUUUCAUUCUGCCGGAGAUUUCGAGUUAUUUGGUGAUUGAUCCUGUUUCACUGUUGAUGACCUUGUACACAUUUUCACUGGCUAGAAUGUAGUGCCUCGUAAUGCUUUCUUGUAGGAGCUUGUCAUACUGCUCGUUCUCGAGGUAGUAGAGAUAAUUGUAUGUGGGGGGUAUUUUCUGCAUUUGAUUCAGAUCUUUUCCUCUGCUGCUUGGAUACCCGUGCAAGUUUUGUCCUUCAAGAAAAAGAGCCCUUUCGACAUCAUACUCUUGAAGACACUUUCAAUUUUUCCGACCUCCUUUUCUUACAACAGUUGGCUAACAGAGAUGGAGUAUUAGCCGAAGGCCAAAAGAGAAACCUAGCUUGCUUUUGUCAGCAGAGAAACAAAGUGUUCCACCUUUUGGGUGUGUCAAACGAAAAAGAAAAGCUGUUGGUUGUUCCGUCUACGGACAGAACGGAUCAUAAAGAAAUGCCGAUUUCGACUGAAACUUUUUUCGUAAGUUGCUUUAAGCGUCUAGAGACGUCUUUGUUAUGCAUGCCUAUUAUAGUUUAUGUCCUAGUAACAGGUUCUAUCUACUUUUGUAUUUUCAAUCAUCAGUUUGAUAACACUUCUUUGUAUUCUUUUAUUUUGGGUUUCGCACUGAUAAGUAGUGAAAUAUGUGCUCUGUAUUUUAUAGUUGAUUUCUUGAAUUGCCAUUUUAUCUUCGCAAAAGUAUGAUUAGUGUGACAAUUUAAAAGCCAUAUUCUAACAAGCAUCUGAGAAAAGCCUCCAUUAUACUAUCCAAGGCUUAAAACAGGCAAUGAUUUUUUGUGUGUAGCAACAUGAAUGAUAAUAAAAUCAUUAUCCUUUUUUAGGGGUGUAGUGCUACGAUAGCCAUCUUGGGAAUGCUGAAAAGUGACCAUCGCAGACGUAGGAAUAAGGGGGCACGGGGGCAUGUUUCCUCCACUGUUCAGAAACACAGGAAAGUAAAGAAUUUAAAUCUUUGGAGUACUGAAAUUUAGUGCUGUAGUUUCACAUAAGAAUCUCUGAUUAAGUAUUCAAUAGUGAUGGAGUUCAUUUAUGUCGAGAAAUGCUGAUUUCCAUUCAUCUCUUUAUCUGCUAACAAUUCUUCAUGUUUCCAUAACAUGUUGAAACGUGUUUGUUUUCUACCCUAGGAUAUUCAAGUGAAGACUGAAAGAUAACGAAUGGAUUUUUCGAAGUCAAUCAGGUACCAUAUUAAUAUGCGAUAAAACAAAAUGGCAGCUGUAAAGGAUGGUUAUAGCCAAGCAAACACUUGCAAGAAGCUUUAUUACACGUUAGACUGUUAAGCUGGUAACAAAAAUACCUCUGGCUUAAUCCAAGAGCCACCACGGGGGAAAAUAAAAGAUCGGAACUAAAAUUUGACGCAUCUAGAUUCAAAGGCUUUUUAAAAAGCUACAAUGUUAACUUAACUGGUUAUUGACAACCUCUAAACAUACAAUGAUAAGAUUUUCUUUCGUGUAAAAACCUUUCUAUAAUUUUUAGAUUAAAUUUUUUACCAAAUUGACUCAAAAAGUCUGAUAAUGAAAAAUGCAGAUUGGGCAGAACACCAUUUUAUUACAUAUAAAAUAAUUUCUCUAUGCAGUGACGCGAAAAUUCUGGGCAUUCAAUAGUCUCAGAAAUCACAGAGACAUCGAUCGUACACUGAUAACAGGGCCGACGAAACCAGGGGGGGGGGCGGUGGGGCUAUGGCCUCCCCACUUUUCUUCAGAGCUAAAGAAAAAUUUUAGGCGAAAGUGAAAAUAAAUAUAGUAUAUGAUUCUGUAAGUAACUUUGCCUAGUAUUCUCUUAAAUGUGUCCUUAGCUUUACCUUUGUUGCUAUGUCUUUAUCAUAGAAGACAUACAUAAAAUUGAAUAUGGGAAUUAGAUUGAAGAAAUCGGUCAUUGUUUAAAUUUACAACGAGUGACAGCUUGGCUUAGCAAAUAGAUCGAGAAACCUAGUCCAGAAUAACUUGGUGCCAGCACAAAUUGACGGAGUUUCGUUUUUUCCAUUGCCUAAACUUGGCACACAGGGUCUAUUUGUUAACGAAAACUUUCUCAGAAACAUUACAAAAAGAGAGAAAUCAGCUGUUGAAGGAAAAGAAACAGCUGGAACGAACUUUUUUGAGGAUAUGAGACAUAAAGCAUGAGCAGAUUUGUUCUUAAAAAGUAUCAUCAAAAAAACUUCAGAGUUUGAUCGUUUGAAUAAUCCAUUCCUACUAAGAAAGAGAAACAUGGACGCAAUUAUAAAUUCUAUUUAAACUCAUUUUGACAGGCCAACUCAUUUUGAAGGUUUUUAAAAUUUUUGUUAAAGCACUUCAUUUCCGAAAAAGUUAAGAUCAGAUGUUACAAAAUUAUAUCUUAGCUGUACAAAAUUGCUGAAAUUUUUAUUUUUAGUAGAUAGUUCUUCUGUUGAUAUUUCAAGGUUAAUGUUUUUAUUAAUCCGUGUUUCAUUUAUCUUUUUCCCUCAUCUUAUUUCGGGUAAUUUUAAAAUCUAAAAAAGGUUUUAUCACGAGCUAUAUGAUAGUGGUUAUUCUAAAACUUUACAAAACUUUUCUAUUUCAAGUCAAUAUCACAAUAGACGCGACUAUGCGACACCUUCAGUCAAAAUUCAUUUUAGAUACAGUUUUCGGCCAUCCCUAAGACACCAUAAUUCUAAAAUUUUUCUUGCCGCCAACCAUGGUGGCGGCCUUUCCUAAGCCCUUUCAAGACUUUGAUAUUUUGGCCCCUCCAAUUUCCAUCACGUUUCGCCCGCCCUGUAAUAUGAUAAAAGAACUUCAAUGUUCUGGUUGCAGGCCUCAUCACCAGAGUUUCUAGUCAUACAUGGAAGCGCUUUCUUAAUUCAAUACGCAUCUGUUUGUUUAUUUGCAAGUGUCCCGGUUUACUGCGUUCUUUCAUUCAAGACACAGACAAGCACCGCACACCAUUCUAAAAAUGGGUGGGCUAAAAAGAGCGUGGCCAAGAUUUUUUAGAUCACGCCCUUUAUAACGCCGGAAAACGCCCCUAUUAGAAAGUACUUACUUAUUUCCACUUAUACAAACGCUCCACUUUAUACAAACAGUCCGAUUCAGAGAAGAUAUAAAGUACUAUGAAAAUAGAUUUGACAAGAUAAGACAUCAAGAAAAUGGGUUCCCAGUCAAAACGAACUGCUACUACUUAGGCUCCGUUUAAGUAAACUUUCCACAGUUGCGUUAGAAUAAACUUUCUAAAAAUUGUCUAGCCUAUAAUUGUAAAAAAGUGGGGGGGGGGGGUGUCUCUGCUAGCCAUAUUACUGGGCGGUUCCUGGACACAAGCAAAUUCAUGUUACCAGUCAUAGGCUAGAGUGUUGCGUGAACUAAAUUCAUAUUUGUGGUAGCUUCGGACAUUCAGUAUUUAUUGUAUGUAAGAAAUGUUUGGCUUUUCUACUCGAACAAGACAAUUUUCAAAAUCCUUUGUCCGUAUUGCAAUGAGAAGGAGACUUUCUUUCAAAAAUUUUGGUCGUGUUUUUAGGAAAAUUCCAGCUUUUCAAAUGAUGAUAUGAAAAACACUACCAGAGUAAGAAUAAAAAAUUACAUUUAAACCUGUAUGAACCAUCAUAGAGUAGACAUUGCAAUCCUUUAACAACAUAAGCAUCUUCUCUAUGUAGAAAAGCAUUUCAAUGUUGUAGAGCAUAAAGCAUAGAACACUAGUACAGCUUAUAAAAAAGAAAUUAAUAACAGCAUGAUGUACUAAGUGAGACUAGAAAGAUUAAUCAUUAAGAAAGUUCUGAACUCCUAUAGUUGUGAAGCUCUGGCGUCCUGCAAGGAUCCGUAUUAGGUCCAGUCUAUCCUAUAUGGCAUAACAUUGAAUCAACGAGCUUCAAAUUAGAAAUUCGUAUUCGUGCCAUAUUAAGGUGAUUUGAUUCAAAUUUCAUGGAGACAAAUCCACCGAAAUUUCAGAUAAUAUUUCUUGGCUUUAUAAAGCAACAAAAUCUGUAUUUAGGAAUUAAAAGAAAAAGCAAUGACCAGUCCAAAGAGGUCAGGCUAUUUGGUGUCACAAUCGAACAAAGAUUGAACUUAUGGAAACAAGUGGGACAAUGGCUCUCCUGCACCUACACCAGUGGUGUGGGUAUAUAGUGAUAACAUUUAUUUGCCCCGUAAUCUAUGUUUAAUGCUUCUGCCUAAUUCUCUUAUGCCACGAUAUUUCUAAUUUCGUCUCUACGAAUCUGUAAAUUUUAGGAUUUCACAAUUUCUUCUAAGGGAUUCAAAUAUUUUUUCCUACUACACAUUUAUCUCGCCUUACAUUUCAAAGAAAUCAUGACAUUAAGUUCAUGUUGUUCAUUGGGUUAAUAUUCCUGUUUUUAAUAAUCUAAAGCAGGAUUACUAAGUAUGUGCACUCAUUUUGUAUAAAAAACGAAGUUCAACCUUGAGUACUCGAGUUUCUUAUUGUUUUAGCGAAUUCCAAUACUUAUUGUUUCUUAAAGGUUUUUAACUAUAAUGUCAUAAAUUUUAACAUUCCAGAUCCUAUAUUUUCCAACAGAAAAUGCUCAUGGCAGAAAAUAUAUGUCGAGGACUCGUUUCAAUUCUAAUCCUGUAGUUAACAUACCUGAUAACCUACUAUGAUUGCGAUAAGAUUUUGCCUAUUUAACCACAAGUUUGUGUAUAGAACAGUAUGCCAAAUUAUCUGUCAUUUGUUAUUUAUUUAUCUUAAAAAAGCAGAAUUAGGUAAUGUAAACAUCAAAAGCACAUGACUCAGUAUGAAAACUACAUCACAAACAGGUACAGUUUUCAAAGAUUCACUGAAGGUACAAUCUAUCAAAGUUUGUACGUUUCGAUCAUAAAUUGCGACGUUUCGAGCAUAACUUUUCAUCAAGUAGAAAGUAUAAGGAAGUAACGGUUAAAAAGAGAAUAAAAGAGUGGAAUCGAAACGUGAACUAUGAAGAAAAACGCUGUAGAACGUAAGAUGGGGUGGGAACAUGUGAGGAGGUAGAAAGAGUAUCGAUAAGAUAAGAAGGUAAAAUAUAAAAGGAAAGAUACAUAAAUUGUAUGGGAUUCUGCCCUCUUCCAAUAUUUUAGCACUAUAGACUUUGUAUUGCAUGUCUAUUGCCAUUGACCAUGUCAAACUGUCUUUGCAUGAUUGAUUGUCAUCGGUUCUGACGGGCCUGUGCAAUGCCCACAUCUGCAGCAUUGAAAAAAAAUCCCCUGAGCCCUUUCCGUAGGUAAAAUGUAAGUUUUUAAUUCGUAGGGAAUUGUGGCUAGAUAAAUAGAGUUGCUGCGUAUGUUCGGCAUUUCGUCGGCAAUUGCAAUGCGUUGUGUCAAGGCUAGAUCCCAGAUCUUUUCAGCUGUUCGCAACGCGACCUGUUAGGCCAGGCAAAAAGUGCAUUUACUCUUCUAAAAAUGAACACUUCCUUAUUUUCUGCCACUGUUAUGGGUCUCUUUGUAUUAGCUGAUGGGUGUAGCCAUGCUGCUAAGAAUAUCAUUUUCCCAAGGAAGGAUUGAUAUCAUAUGGGCCAUUUUUCUUCCGAACAUGACAGAAUAUUGCAUUCAGAAUUACUUUCAUACAUUUUGGAAUGAAAAAACUGUCACAAGGACAUUUAAGUCAAUUUGAUUCACAAACAAAAGACAAAAAUAUAAGAAGGAAAUUUUUUUAAUUUAUUGUUUGUGUACGAAACCAGUUGCAAAUGCCUGGGUUUACCAUCAAAAUUGAAUGUGCUACUAAAGAUCUCCUUUGUACCCUUUGUCGUUUGUUGCUAAGACACCCAGUACAGACAUUGUGUGGGCAUCGCUGUUGUUAUUCAUGUGUUCAACUGAAAAGAGGAUCUUCCUCCAGUUUCAUUUGCCCAGUGGAUGGCAUCGAAGUUGCUGAAGUAUUUCCCGAUAAAUUCAUAGAGCGCGAGAUAUUAAACGCAACUGGUAUUUGUGAAAACAACAGUGCUGGGUGUCCUUGGAAUGGUCCCGUAAAGGACUAUGAGGACCAUAUUUCGCAAUGUCCAUACAUUAAUAUUACCUGUGCCAACCAGGGAUGUGGUGAGCUUGUCCCCAGACAGUUUUUAAGUCAGCAUUUGGAGACAGAAUGUCUGUACAGAAAAGAACCCUGCCAGCUAUGUGGGGAAAUGGUUGUUGUUGCAAAUACCAAGAAACAUUGCCAGACAAAAUGCCCGAUGGCUAAAAUCAAAUGCAGUCAAUGUGGAAAAGACAUCUUACGAGGGCAGCUGGACACACAUCAAAAUUCGGACUGUGACGAAGCAGUGUUGGCGUGCCCAUUCAUCAAAAUUGGAUGCACAUCAAAACGACCAAUGAAAAAGAAUGAGAAACGCAAACACAUGGAAAAUGAACAGGUCAACCACAACACGUAUUUGCUUAAUUAUACACUUGAUGUUGCGCAGAAAUUAUACGAAAUGAGUGAAGAAAUGCAGCGUGGCUUUGCCUCAAGACAGCCAGUCGACCAGGUACAAAAGUUUGAUGAAUCAGGGUUUGCCAUGAAGCACAAGCCAGGAAAAGGUCGGGGGAAAGUUGUACCUGAUUCGACCCCGGACACGGCUGACAGCUUCAGACAGUCAUUUUCAAGCCUGCCAUCCGAUUUUCAGAUGUCUGGUCAGUCUACAAGCGACCAGAUUUUAGAUCUCGAGAGCAAAAUAACAGCUGUUUCGUUCCAAUUCCAAGACAGUCUGACAUCUGAAGUUCAGAAGAUUUCUCGAAGCAUCGAUGCAGUGAGAGAUUCGAUACGUAAAAUGGAACAAAAGUUUGGGAAUCUAGAAGAUAUCCAGCAGAAAACCGCAAUCAAUAUGGCUGAGCAAAAUGACAGAAUCGAAGAUCUUGAAAAUGCAUCAUUUAACGGUAUACUCGUUUGGUCAAUCACAAGCUUCACUAAGAAGAGACAUGACUCCAUUGUUGGCAGAAACGUCUCCUUCUAUAGCCCUUACUUCUAUACAAGCCACUAUGGAUACAGGAUGCGCCUCCGCAUCUAUCUAAAUGGCGAUGGCGUCGGAAAAGGCUCCCACAUCAGCCUGUUCUUUGUCAUAUGUAAGGGUAAGCAUGAUGCUUUAUUAACGUGGCCGUUUAGGCAGAAAGUCACAAUGACCAUUCUAGAUCAGGAUCGUGUAAAAGAUGUCACCGACGCUUUCAAACCUGAUCCUGCGAGCUCAUCUUUCCAGCGACCAGUGAAAGAAAUGAAUAUUGCAUCAGGCUGCCCGCUGUUCAUGAGGCUGAGCGCACUAGAUACAUCUGCGUACACCAGAGAGGAUACGCUUUAUGUCAAAGCUGAGGUUGAUCUUACCAAUUUGCCCAGAUUCUGAACAAUUCAUUCUUUCUUUCCUCCAUAUUUAUCACAAUCGGAAUACCAAGCGAAUCAAAAGCUUAACGUGAUUGCUUCAGAAAAAUUGCGUACCGUAGAGUUAAUGCGUUUAAGAUUGUACCUUUCAGACGCCGAUUGCAGUGGGAAUUUUGUUCUUUGAUCAAAUCGAAUGGCUGAAAAACUGAUCGCUACAAAAAUUAAGAGCUUUACUAACGUUUUGACGUACAAAUCUUAAAUCCAUGUAGGCUGAGAAAGUCAGAAUUUAGAAAGCAUACUCCGUAAAGCAUAGCGGUCAAAUCUUUGAUUGGCUGAGAGCUCUGUUCGCUACCAUAUUCUACGCCAAUCAGCACACAGGAUUUUCACAACAAAAUCGCUUCGCUGAAAUGGCGAAAAUGGGCCUAAUUCUAGCUGCGAAGCGAUUUUGUUGUGAAAAUCCUGUGUGCUGAUUGGCUUUGAACAUGGUAGCGAACAGAGCUCUCAGCCAAUCAAAGAUUUGACCGCUAUGCUACCCCGUAAUAAAUAGAUGUUUAACGAAAUUUCUAAGUGUGGCAGAGAUCGUAUGUUACAAAGAGACAUUAGUCCUUAGUAGGAUAGACGUGUCGCCUUUUUUUAGGAUAAAAAUUGCAUCCUAACUCUUAGAUAGUCGUCGGCAAUGUCUGGCAUAUUUAGGUACCUGAUUAAAGGCAUAUUUAGCGACUUCAGACAAAAAAACUGCCUGAUAUAUAAUAUAAUAAUAAUAAUAAAUAAUUUGUUUAAAGUUGGCGUACUAAAUGAACGGCUGAUAGCUAUAAAGAAGCUAAUUAAGGCCAACUAUCUAUAGAGUUAGUAGUGGUGGGGAGUUUACCUUGCAUGUGCGAGUUAUUUCAACUGAAGUCAUUGACAUCAGAAAAAAUGUGAAAAACUGAGAUAAAACAACUUAUUAAUUACACCAGGCUCUAGCGAGCAAGGUACAGCCAGGAGAGGUAGAGAUUCUCAAAUAGUUUGUCUAAACAAGUUUUUAUGAGAAAUCUGAAUUUCUUGGAUAAAAAGACAAAUAGAGUUCUAAAGUGUGACGUCAUCAAAAACCAAUUUUUAGAAUUUUUGAAUUUUAACCACAUAGCGUAAAAGAUCACCAUGAAAUACUUUCAAAUAUGUAAAAUUAGUCAAUUAUGUCUAAAAUCGGUUGAGAUAUGGCUAAUAAAAGAUUUGAAGUUUGCUAACGAAUCACUGUUAUUUUGGCUCUGUUCAUAAAGUUAUGAACAAAGACCAAAAUACAGAGGUUUGAUGGGGAGAGAACCAGUAAACAUGUGGCCAUAUCUCUGCCAUUUCGUAAUACACUUGCCUGAUUUUGCACAUUUAGAGGUAUUUCAUGAUGGUCUUUCAGGUUAUGGAGUCAAAAUUCAAAAAUUCAAAAAAUAGAUUUUUGUGACGUCAUCACUUUAGAACUCUAUUCCUGAGAAAUUCUGAGAACGGGGGUAAAUUAUGCUAAAUUUGGUAAUAUUCACGCCGGAGGCAAUAAGAAAAACAUGACUGGAUUACAAGUGGUUUGAAGCAGUCAGAAUCUCACACAAAAUACGUUCAACCUUGAAAAAUGUACAAAACAGAAGCUUUAGUUGCCAUGACGUCACAAUGCCUUCACGUCACUAUAUGACCUACUUACAAGACAAACGUGAAAUUAUCAAUACAAAGUUGGAAAAGAAACAAAAGAUUUGCGAAAAUUUUUAAUUUCAACAAUGCAUCUCAGCAUCUUUUUUCCAUUUUAUACCCCCUGCAUGCAAAAUUCGUCGCACAUGCAUGUCGGUCAUCUUUGGAGUCUCAAAGUCAGCUUGGCAGGGUGGUUGAUAGCGGAUAGACAGAAGUACACCAAUUCGACUUACGGCCUCGUUAUGAAAAUUUCUCUAAACCUCAUUAUGCGACUUUUUAAAGCUCAGAUUUGGUUUUAUCACCACAAUUUUAGGCUGGAUUCAGUUUUUUCUAUUGUUUGUGCUUGCGUUUUAGAUUUUACUGAGAAAUGAAGUUUGAAAACUUGCAAGGGGUUUGACCGCGAAAAUCAUUCCGGCUGAAUCACGGUCAAUCCCCUUAAAAAUCUGUACCUUUAUGUCGUCAUGAAAUCAAUAUCGUGAGCAAGAACGUAAUGAAACUUCAAGUAGACUAAAAUUCUCGCUCUCGUACUGAUUUUUUUCCAAAUGAGGCUGUAAGUUGAAUUGGUGUAUUUAAGAAAACUUCCUGAUAACUCAAACCCCCGAUAACUCGGACAUUCGUUAUCUCGAACCAUUUCAUUGGUAUCGGGAGUUCAAUAUAGAACCAUUAAAAUGGUUAGAGCGGCUGAUGCCAGCUGUUAUCAACGAUCGGUUAAUUGGGAGAAUAAAGAAUUUCAGCAGUUCAUGAUAAGAGUACAGGUGAAGAUCAGGUAGUCGUUCGGUAAUUACCCUCCGGACUGUGACGUCAUGGCAAACCGAAGCUUCUGUUUUGUACAUUUUUCAAGAUUGAACAUAUUUUGUUUGAGAUCUUAGUGCUCCAAACAACUUGUAAUCCAGCCAUGUUUUUUUUAUUGCAACUGACAUGAUUGUUACCAAAGUUCGGCAUAAUUUAACCCCGUUUUCAGAAUUUCUUUGGAAUUUUCCUUUUUACCUAAGCAAUUCGGAUUUCUCAUAAAAAACUGAUUUAGCAAAACUAUAUGAGAAUUUCUACCUUUCCUUGUCGUACCUUCCUCCUUUAGAGUCUGAUCUAGUAUACGAGUUUAUCUUGCAUAUGCACAGGUGUCCUGUUUUGUUUUGCUUUGAAAAUCAAUUUAACUAUAUUUCGUAUUUUGAAGACUUUUCUUCGUGGCUUUGGUCCUUUGGUUUUCUUCGCUUUAGCUUGCAAGGUCCAUUAUUGCAAAGGCUAAAUGUCAUUAUUGGUUGAAAUUUUAAAUCUAAAAUGCCAUUUUAAUUCUAAUCAUCCAAAUAUAUUUUUGUUGUGUAAGCAGUCAGGGCUGCAAUAACAAAUGCUAAUAUUCUUAUCGUGCAAGUUUUCGUUUCUCUUUGUAAUCGAUGUCCUCAUUUACCAACAUUUCCCUCUUCGCUUGCGUGUGGUUAUCGUUUUGUUGAGAAUGCAUAGGCCGUGUACAUGUGAUUUAAUAACGUCUUUCACCCAGUUCAUAUUCAGAUAAAAUCGUUGGUUUUAAUGGCGUGAACAGUUUUGUUUAUUGUUGAUGGUAGCAUUGCCUCGUGUUAUUAAAAUGAACCCCCCCCCCCCCCCCCAUAAUGAUCCAGCCAGCGCUCUGCGAUAAUGUCUCGUCACCACAGAAGCGUUGGAUGAGUUAGAAAAAGGGCUAUCGACAGGGUUACUAUAGACAUCCUAUAGAUAUCAGCAGGCAUCUUUUAGUCACGUUAAUGUGCGAUCUCAGGGCUUGAUACGCAGUGAUUCUCAUACCAGGCUUCAAAUACUGAAAAAAACCGCUCCAAACCAAAUUUGUUGAUGAAUCAAAGCUAGUCUUCUCUCUUUUAGCUUCUUGAUGGACUGAAUCAGAUGAUCGCUAGUAAUCUUCUAUCAGCAGAUCAUCUAGGAUUUUUUAUUUCUUGUUAUCGUUCGAUUAAAAACACUGAUGAACUGAUCGUCAAAUAUUUAACAACUUCACAAUAUAUAUGCUCACAUCUAGUUAUUCUCAAAUGCCGACAACUUAUCAUACCAUAGCAGACUAGAGCAUAAACUCGAUAUUUUCUAUAAGCUCCUUCAAGCAAAGUAAGACUUGAAGCAAGUCUUUUUUGAAUCUUUAAAGACUCUGAUUUAGUGAAUUGUACGCCUUUUCUUUGACUAAUGUACAGAAAACUCAUCUUAGGGCGUGGGAUGUGAUGGAGUUCCUCCGCAAGUCCCUUAGCUGACUUGAUCAGCCUAUCGACUCUGGCUUUAUUUUCCUUACAUAAUCUUACCUUUGAUUAAAUGCAUUAAUGACAGCCGUUUCAUUUUGAUACUCAAAUCUUUUUUCAUGUAUCUGCUUCAUGAAGUGAUGAUGUAAUAUGGAUUGAGUAGUGACGAUUUCAGCAGCUCCGAUUUCCACAGCCCCGAUUUCCACAGCAACUUUCCUUCAUAGCAUAUGACAUCAAGUGUGACGUCCUCAUCCCACCGUUAUACCAUACUGAUAAUAUAUUCUUAUAUGAAGUUCAGAAUACAGAAGGCAGAUUAAGAAUACAGAAUAAAACGGAAUACAGAAUGCGGAAUACAGAAAACAGAGCACAGAAUAAAUACAGGAUACAGUAUAAAGAUUUCACAAUACAGAAAAUAGAAUAAAAGAUACGGAACAUGAAUAAACUUACCAGUGGCCACGGAAUAUCGACUAGAUCUUAUAUAGAGUCAAUCGAAUUACCAACAGAAAACCAUUCAUUUUAAGUCAAUCGAGAUAUGGAUAAUAAUUCUAAAUAUGAUUGAUGAACUGAUUAACACCUGCGGUCUAUUUACUUUAUUUUGUUCGUAUAAGAGAAAUUUUCAAAUAUUUGGUAGAGAUUUAAAACGCUACGCGCUGGUCUUUAACCAUCUUGGUUGUUAUAGAAAGUCAAGGGAAUCGUUUUGUCGUCUUGUAAAUUCCCGACUAAAAAGCCUUAUCAAUUCUUUGAUUAGCGUUAGAUGCGUCGUAGUCGUUCAGCAACGCUUUUCCAGUAGGCAAUCGCUGAACUAGUUGAAGAUAUUCAAUAAAUAUAUUUCUUUUCCAUGCCGAAUUUAGCACGUUUUCGCACGUUCGUACUUUGUCGUUCAAAACUUACAGUUCUGCUGGAAGUGAUAUUUCAAAUAAAAUGUGCCUGGAUCGCAACAAUGUAUCGGCAGAUAUGACUGCACUCGCUUUUGCCACACUACAUGUACAUAGUAUAAUUGAUACGUAUAAUAAGUAUAAUGCGAUGACUACUCGUGCAAAGUAAAAUUGCUAAAAUGUUGUAGAAGAUCAGGAUACGUAUGAUAUGUUAGUUUUUUGUUAUUGUCAAUGCAACGGAGAUCAUAAAUCGCAAUCGAAUUUGUCGUGUUGUGAACAAUAAGUCUGGACACUUACAGUAUGUAGCGUUGAAAUUAAAAGGAAACGAAUCCAUGAUUCUUCUAAGCUCGGUUAAAACUGUCUUCAACCCCCGUCUUUAAGGUGAUGAGUCAAUUUAAAUGCAAAAGCACAGAAUAGAAAAAUUAUAUGGCAAAAGCAUUAAACUGCUGACGUAUUGCUGAACAAUCGCGCCAAUGAUAAGCACAUUUGAUUGGCUUACAUUGCCCAUGGUGCAAUUGAUCUCAUCACUUGUAAACCCAAUGCCCCAUGGUAAAUACAAUUUGCGUUGUUGCAAAAGAAAUAGCUCAAUUUUGACUAUAGGGUAGGAAUUAGAGAGAGGAAUUUCUAAAAUCAAUACGGCUGACCAGCAGAUAAAGGGUCACGCAGUUGUCUCGACGAUUGCUGAGUCAUCUUUUGCCUUGCUAGUCGCUGGAGUUCUGUGCAAGCGUUUGUUUGAUAGCUGAGCUGAAAGAUUACCUCAGACAAUUGUCUUGUUCUAUUUACUGAUAGACAUAUAUUGAUUUAGUAUCAUUGAAUAUCCUAUACUUUUAUCUAUUAACUCAUAUUUGUGCACUCGCUGCUUUGCUGUGUUGCAACUUGUUUCAUCUUUAAUGUUUACUAGAUAAUGCUAGCUUUGAUCAAAAUUUAUAGUAUUCAAAACUUAUGCAAUAUAACUUUCUUCUGUCAAUUUUUAAUAGUUAUUCCAUGUUGUGUUGAAUAUUCCCGAAUCCUGAGAUUCUGAAGUAAGUUUGUACGGCGUCUUCGACGUAUUUGUUAGUUUAGUGAUCUGUUUUUCGUGAUUUGCCUGGACAUUGGCGUCAAAUUUCCAUUAACAUGGACAUUAAAAAGUUUGAAUUGAUUUUAGUCAGCAUUCCAUCGUGUGUGCUGUUUGUCUUCGCUUAUAGAGUUUUAACGUUGUAAUUCAGCUCUGAAAUUUUUUUUUCCCCGUUAAUGUAAA
This is a messenger RNA of Rhopilema esculentum, 14536 nucleotides long. Lineage: Eukaryota; Metazoa; Cnidaria; Scyphozoa; Rhizostomeae; Rhizostomatidae. The record is from RefSeq and is a predicted model, not a curated record.